AGCACUUGAUAGCGAAUAUUGACCUGGGCGGCCCAGACGGGUUAGGAACCGCCGCACUUUACUGUUAGCAAUGCUGCGCUGCAGCGCGCGCCGGCUGGCAGCGUCUCGCACCGGCACGCGUCGUCGAUUAGGUAUUGCUCUGCGACCACCGCUGCGACUCGCGCUGACGCCGGCGCGGCGCCGUCCGCAUCGCUGCUUUCCAGCCCUUGGACAGCUCCUGCAGCACCGCUGCCACGCCACGCUGCGCACAGAUGACGAAUCGCAGCACCUCAUCUACGAGAGCGACCAGUCGUUCAAGUUCAAGGCGCUGUCGGCCUUCGGCGGCGUUUACGCGACGUGCUGGCUCGGCUACGUGGCCGCGGACGCAUUCAUCAUCGACCCGACGGGCGCCAUCGCCUCGAACAGCGGCAUCGUGGGCUUCAUCGGCGUCUCGAGCGUCGCGUGCGGGGCGUUCGUCGUGCGCACGCUCGCCGCGAAGACCGUGGGCCGCCUCGUCAUCGACUCCGCGGCGCCGGCGGCGCCCACGCUGCGGGUGACGACCUACGGUCCGGCCGGCGGCGAGCGCGUCGACGAGGCGCCGCUCGUCGACAUCAUCCCGCGGUCGGCGCCGAGCGACACGUCGCGCCUGAAGACGUUCUGCCUGCCGGACGACGAGACGCGGGCGUACCUGGUUCUCGUCGAUCCUGGAUCGGUCAAGGACCCAGAGUCCUUUAGCCGAGUCGUCUCCGGCGUCGCGCCCGCCGGCGAGGGCGACGACCGGCAGAUACGGCGGCGGCGGCGGCGGCGGAAGCGGAGGGGUUGAGUGAGUAGGUUGUUCUGUAUUUAGCACUGUCCUCUUCGCCGUUCGCCGUCCUCGCAGGGUCCAAACAAAACAGGUUUUUGACCUUGAUUUGACUGGAGUCGUUUGCUGAGUAUUGACGCGGCAAGCGUUGAUUAAUGGUCCUUGUCGCGGGCCUCGACCGUCUUGAGGGCACGAAAGUCGGCCCCUGGCUCACGGACGCCGAGUGGCAAGACCACACAAGAGAGUUGAGGGAGCGCUUUGAAGCGCGGAGCGACACGAGCGUCGCCUUCCAGGACUUUUGCCGCGAGUACGCCGAGGGCCGCAAAACAACGGCGGCGAUGCGCCGCGCGCGAGCGCCGAAGAGUCGCGACGCCGCGCCGCUGUUCACGGAGACAACGAGUUCGCGACGGCGGUGAGGCCUGUGUGGAGAUCAAAUUUCAGGCACCCCACCGUUCCCAUGACGGCCUAACAUAACUCACUGAUUGAUUUCCACACAGGCGGAGGCGACGUCCGCGGCGGAAUCCUGCGACGGGAUAACGCUCGACGGGCGCGAGCUCCGGGUCCGCGUGGACAAGGGCCAGAAGUCCGCUCGGCCCCGGAAAGCUCGCGCCCGCGGCCCGCCGGCGGGCAAGACUGUAGACCCCACGAAAAUUUUUGUGACGAACCUCCCCGACGCGGGGCAGGGGGACUACCUCCUGCGCGAGCAUUGCUCGUCCGUCGGCGAGGUCGCGUCUGUGGAGCUCCUCAUGCGUGGAUACAAUGGAACGGUACCCACGGGCUCGGCGGUCGUCCAAUUCUACUCAGCAGCUUCUGCGACCGCCGCAAUCCAAGACCUCAAUGGCACCGAGCUGGACGGGCGCAGACUCUACGUGCGCGCCUACUUCACGUGA
Pelagomonas calceolata is the source of this 1671-nucleotide messenger RNA. NCBI's taxonomy places the organism in Eukaryota, Pelagophyceae, Pelagomonadales, Pelagomonadaceae. The record is from the annotation of a GenBank genome assembly.